This is a messenger RNA of Acyrthosiphon pisum (pea aphid), 424 nucleotides long. RefSeq names its product (E3-independent) E2 ubiquitin-conjugating enzyme UBE2O-like. Bases 17 to 424 code for a protein of 135 amino acids. The transcript has 2 exons. The record is from RefSeq and is a predicted model, not a curated record. Gene Ontology annotation, molecular function: ubiquitin conjugating enzyme activity. Lineage: Eukaryota; Metazoa; Arthropoda; Insecta; Hemiptera; Aphididae.
GGAUUUGUUUUCUAUAAUGAUUAGAGGACCAGAAAAAACUCCAUAUGCUGGUGGUUUAUUUCUAUUUGAUGUCAAAAUUCCAUCCACAUAUCCAAUCAAACCUCCUUUCUGUCAUUAUUAUAGUUUUUGUGACGAACAGUUGAAUCCAAAUCUAAACGAAGAUGGAGAAGUAUGCCUUAGUCUUUUGGGUACUUGGUCUGGCCAUGGUGUUGAAUUAUGGUCACUUGAAGAUUCAAAUUUAUUACAGCUUCUAGUAUCAAUACAAGGACUGAUAUUGGUAAGUGAACCAUAUUAUAAUGAAGCUGGAUUUGAUUCCCAGCGAGGUCAGAAGCUUGCAAAAGAAAACUCUCGUGUUUACAAUGAAAUGGCUCUGAUCAAAGUAGUGCAGUCAAUGACAAAUAUGUUAAACAUGAAUAAUUCGUAA